ACGUAAAGGGCCAAGAGAUUGACUGCUCUAUUUAUGACACGUGGAGGGGAUUGUGGGACCUGGCGAGGCUGUACGGGUUCUUGGUACUUAGGUGAGUGUAGGAUAUUUUCACCCUUUGAUGGAUUUUGUAGUUUGUGCCUGUGCACACAGACGUACGAAACCACCCUUUACCAUUGUAUUUCAACUUUAUCGAAUACCAUUAGCGUGCCAGAAUCAUAAGAACAUGUGUAGCGAAACGCUUAACCUAACUCUUACCCUAUUUGAAUUUUUUUGAUGUCAUGUCAAUUAUAUAAUGUGGCUACUCAAACAAUGGUGUUUGAUAAAAGACAAAACGUUUGCUUGUUGUAGCUAGCUUUUUUGGUUUUGUCUCCAUGUAUUACAAUAAAAGUUUUUUUAAACGACUUGAUGAAAUAUAUAAUACUUGAGAGAUCACACCAGUAUUAGUAUAACAUAAACUAUAUAGAACGUCAUAAGUCUUUAUCCGCAUCUAUAUAUAAUCGUAGGACUAAGCUUUCUAGUUAUCUCAAUAGUGUUUUCUAACAUGUUCAUAAUCUCUCUAUCAGCGAUUGAUUUGAGAUAAUAUCUUUAUUGUUGUGGCAAUAAUUAGUUAUCACUUAUCACUACGACAGUAUUAUUAUCACUCAGUUCAUGUUCAUAUACCAUGUCUAGUGUACUUGACCACUUGGGAAAAAUGAUUUUGAUCGAUAUGUGAAUCGUGGAUAUGAUUAAUAUCACAAUCACACUUAAUUACAUUUUCUUUAUCUUUGGGGUUAUCUGUGAAAUCGUGAAGAUCUGAUUCACUAUGGUUACAACUUACAGUUGGCAAAUUUUCCUGUUUGAUAAGAUAAGAUAAGGUUUCUUUUGUCUAGUAUAUGAUGAAAAUAUGGUAUUUUAGUUUUGUCAUUUUGUUUCACAUUGUUAAAGGUAACGUUAUCUUAUAAAAUAGAUGGUUGUUUUACGAAACAUGGAAAAUGGAAACAACUUCACUCAACCUACUUGACUUAGUUAAUGAUACUAAAAUAACUAAUGAUAAGUGAUUAGUUUAUUACUUACGUAUUUUGUAGUUUUUCUUCCCAAAAAAGUAAUAGUAUCCUUAGGAGUAUAGUCAUUGUUUCAUUCCGUCACAUAGAGAUAAAAAAACAUGAAUGGAAGAUGAUACAGCAGUGAUGUUAGUCUUUGUUCACCAUGUCAAAACCAAAGGUGUCGAAACUGAAAGGUAGCUUGCGAAAUGGUGUGGUAAAGAUGAUGAUUUAGCUGGAAGUUGGAUACAGCUUCGAAAACCGACGAGUUCUUAAUUUCUUCAUUUUUGGUGCUGAUGCCAAACCUCAUUGAUCAAUCAAACUAUCCCACUUCUCACAAUCCAUCCUAAUCUCAAAUUAUCUUGUUGGUCACUAAAAUGCAUUGAAAUUGCAGUUUGUCUACUUUUGAGAAAGAAUUUUACAUUUGAUUGGAUGUAAAUAGUAAAUAUCAUGUUUCAGUAGCGAUGAUAUGUAACCGUGUUUGGCAGCAAAAUAAAACAAAAUCCUGAUAUUUUUGGUUAGAAGGUGACUUAAAUUAACAAGUGACUAUACCCUUGAAACCAGAGAGAGAACAAAACGUACUAUUUUAAGGACUAAGUGGCUUAGCGUCAAGCAAAUGUCACAGAGGACUCGUUCAAUGCAUAGUAUUAAGCAAAUCAAGCAACAAACAAAACAAAACCAAACUCAAAACACAGUUUCUAUUUUUAGUAAUCACAACUUCUACACUUCCACCCCAUCACACAUUUUCCACACACUCAACCAAAUAAAAGUUUUUUAAAACUAAAAACUAUAAACAAAAACAAUAAAAAUACCAGAUCUCUUGUUCUUUUUCGUGUAUGAGAAACCUCACGGCGGAGAUAAUCAGUCUCCAGCCACCAUAAUGUCGACAUAUCCUUCAUCUUUACCGCCACAUUCUCCAUCAGAAAACUACGUCACACCGCCUUUGACGGUCAUCCUCACCGUCAUACUCCUCGUUUUCUUCUUCAUAGGUUUUUUCACGCUUUAUUUCUGCAAGUGUUUUCUCGACGCCAUGAUGCAAGCUUGGCGUCUCCGCCAUGGAGGAGAAGCCGAAGCAACCGAAAAUCCCAUCCAGCCACCGGAAGCUCCCACGGUUAAUCCCGGCCUCGAACUUCGCAUCAUAAACUCGUUUCCUACUUUUCCUUAUUCCUCCGUUAAAGAUCUCCGGGAAGAGAAAUAUGGCCUCGAGUGCGCUAUAUGUCUACUAGAAUUCGACGGAGAUCAUGUCCUACGUCUCUUGACCACAUGCUACCACGUGUUUCACCAAGAAUGCAUUGAUCUUUGGUUCGAAUCUCACAAAACUUGUCCCGUUUGUCGCCAUGAUCUUGACCCUCCACCGCCAGAGAACACCACCAUUACGCUGCCUAACGUCGAUGAGAUGAUCAUUGAUGUGAUUCAAGAAAACAGCGACGAUGAUCAGCAUCAUCAGAUAACAACACAGAUUGAUACUUGGCCGUCUUCGGGACAAAACAGUUGCUUAAACAGUGAAAGAUCGAGAAAAGAACAAACUCUGCCUGAUAAAUUCUCGAGAUCACAUUCGACGGGACAUUCAAUAGUGAGAAACAAACCGGAGGAAGAAGAUAGGUAUACGUUGAGAUUACCGGAGCAUGUCAAGAUCAAGGUUACAAGAGGACAUGGCCAAACAGAGAGUUGUGUUACUUUCGGUGAAAUUAUUAGAAACAAAUGUGAUCAUCGCCGGUUUGGUGAAGUCUCCAACCAAACGGUUGUUACACAAUCAGAAAAUUGAAGAACUAAUAGAUACUAUACUCAAUACUUUUCUUUCUUGACAAAAGGUUCUUUUUAUUUUUCUUGUUGUUGUAUUGAAUUAUAUACAUCUUUUAGGUAGAAAUUUUAACUUGAGAUGCUAAUUAGUGUUGUUAGUGAUUUUAUAUAUUUUCUUUUCCAGAGUUUUAUUAAUAAAAGCGGACAGUUUAUUUUGUGGAAUGUUAAACCAAAUUGUGAGUGACUGGCCUUAGAAAAUAAAGCCAAUUUGUGUGUCUAUCAUAGUGUAAAUUUACGUUUCUAAAUCAAAUUUCAAAUUUAUAUACAGAACUAACUCCAGUUUUGAAAUGGUAGACCUACCUGUUCCCACAAAGUUAUACCAUGGUCGAGGUAAAACUUUGUAUAACUUGGUUUCCAGUUAUACUAGGUAAAGCCACGAGGUUUGUUUGUGCUUCGAAGCUGCUUUUGUCGUGCUAUAAUAAAGGGAUUAAGAUUCCGUCAUCGGUGAGACGAGCGGUUUUUUCGGGUUUACGGAUGUCAGGGUGUUUUGGUGAGGCGAGGAUGGCUAAAGCUUUGAAGUGAAGGUGAAUGCUUCAGGAACAAGUCCUUCUGCAAGGAUCUGUUACAAGAAAGCUAAGGUGAUGAUCAAGGAAACAAUGAUGAAGUUACGUACUCACUCAAGUUUGGAACUGUCGGAGAGGCAGGGUGUAUUAUCAUGGGAUAUUAAGUCCAGGUGGAGCUGAUGAUGUGAUAAAAAAAAAUUGUUAGCGUGUAUAUAUAGUUGUCUAAGGGAAGAAACAUUGGCAUUUGCUAAGGGAGAGUAACAGAAGACAAGUAAGUGUAAGAGUGUUUAGAAGGUAGAAUAGCAACGUUCUUUCCCCAGUUCUAAGAUACAUGUUAUCGAUCCUGACUUUUCAAGCAUGGUUUCUAGGUUGGGUAAGAGGUUAUCAGAACUAAUUUGGAUUCUGUUGGUCAGUCAAGUGGAACAGAUCAGGUCAGCUGGCAGGCUGAACUUGCUCAAGUGUCCCUUGAUGGGGUAACCAUCUGAACUGAGUUAUUUUUUUUGUUUAUUUAUUAUUUUAUUUUUUUUGAAUGAAUGUUAAAUUUAUUCUAAACAAAAAAAACUGUUUUACAAAAAAUGCAGCUCUAUGUAAAAAAAAUUAAUUUGCUAUAAAGCUAAAAGCUAAACUUAUUUUCUCUGUGUUUCCUUCUUCAAUGGUUUGCAAACCAUUUCUGCAGAAGACCGUCAAAUCUCCCAUUCCUGCUACCCCGAAGCGAAUCAAUGCGGUUUCGAAUCAACUUGUCAACGAACCUAGUGAGAAGCACUUGAUCCCGUGCAGGCUCCCCAUGUUUUCUACAAUUUCUCUCUCUCCAUAGAGUAUGUACCGUUGCUUGGAAAGCAUAUCGAAUUAGAAACAAAGAAGAGCUGCUCCACGUCGUGUCAACCAAGCUGGACAGAAUGUUGUUCCAAUCUGUGGUAUAUCGCGACCCCAUUAGCUUGCAUACUACUCAGUGAUGCGACUACUCCAACACUGAGGCACACCUAUAUAACAUAUUAAUUAUAAGGAGCCAUUGCUCCUUGUCGGUGAGCAUCUCUAUACAUCAGGUCUUUGGGAAACUGCUUCAGCACUGUUGAAAGAAGCUCAAGUUGAGUCGUCUACCUUCCUUGGCUCCCCCUUCUUCUAUUGCAUAUUCCGCUACACAGGAGAUGUCUAGGCCGGUGACUCAGAAACAAUGGUCAUCUGGCCGUGCUAGCGGUGGAUUUUUCACCAGCAGCAACCCCCGAAAGUAUAUGCACAACUAUGCAUAGUUGUCAUCAGAAAGUGGUCGAGUGAGUUUAACAGUUACAAGAAUGGUUAUUUAUAUUUCACAAUUAAUUGUAUUUUUAACGGAAACAAUAAGAAUGAUUCAGAAUUAAUCAUUGUCGUAACAUACUGUAAGAAUCAUAUAACAUGAAAAAAAAAGAUUAGUAAUGUGCGUUGAAUCAUUCAUGUUAACUAAGGACUAUGGUAUUCUACUUAACAGUGACCUAUCUACUUGCUAAAUGGUAGUGGUAAUUCCUAGGAAUAUCAGUAUAAAAAGAUGAAACCGAUGAAUCUGCUGGAAGUAUUCUUACCCACGUUCUCUUUCAAUUGGCUCAAAUGAGUUUCUCUUGAAUCAUGAAAAAAAAAUUGAUAGAAAAAAGCAAAUUGAUAUCAUGGUUUUCUUCAAUAUUUUAUUUAAGAAAAAAACAUACCGUAAAAGCGAAGUUUGUUUCUAAAAAGCAAAUUGAUAUUAUAGAACUUCUAAUCAAUUGUUUUGGAGUUCGAACGAUGGUCCAAAUUGUUCAAAGUAUAUAAUCAAAGGACUUAUUUGCUAAAUAACAAAAAAAAAUGGAAAAUUAGAUUUUGGUAAAGAGAAUAGAAAGAGAUAGAAAGAGAAAGAGAAAGAGAAAAUAAGAGAAAUUUUUUUUUAGUUAGUUAGCGUAUUUAUGCUUUUUGUUGUUGAAUAUAGGGUGUAAUUUCUCUAUAAUCAAACUCGAAUCAAACAGUUAUCAAUAUAGAUGGUGUUAAAAUUUACGGGAUCUCACACACAAAUUUAUUUGAACUCACAAAAAUAAAUAAAAGAAUUAUGAUACAUUUAUUUAUGAUAACAAUUAUAUAAACAAAUAACAAAUUUACACAUAAUUUUUAAUAUCUAUAUUCUAUAAUAAUAUAAUUAAUUAUUUGUAUAAAUGUAUUAGUUUAGUGUGUUUUGUACUUUAUUAGUUUAGUUUGUUUUGUUACUUUGUUUAUAAAUUAAAUAUGUUAAAAAUUAUUUACUUAUUACUUUAAAAUUUUAAAUUUUUUAAAAUUAUGGGUCCCCAAAAAUAGAGACCACAUCCCAAUGUUUCAUUGGAAUGCCCUCAAAAGGGUAACUGGGUAUGAGAAAGCAGCCUUUGUUUUGCACCAUCGAAGUCACUAAGGGCAUCUCCAACCCUACUCCAUUUUUUACUCCAAAUUCAAUUAUGGAGUAAAAUCUUCUCCAACCCCACUCCAUAUUCAACUCUAAAAUGGAGUAAUAGUUAGGGUUACUCUAUUUAUGGAGUAAUCUUACCCAUUACUCCAUUUUGGAGUUGAACUUUUUAUAUUUAUGAAAUGGUCUUUUUAAUUUUUAAUGUUUUUAUUUCAUACUUAAAAUAAUAUAAUAACAAAAAAAUAUAAUAUUCCGCAAAAGAUUACUUUAUAGUUUACAGAAAAUAUGCAUAAACUCAUAAAAGCCAAAACUAAGAAUAAAUAAUAUAAAAUAAAUAUAAUAAACUAUAAAUAAGUAAUUUAAUAAUUAAUUCGGUAAAUUAUUUUCAAAACUACCAAAAUCGGUGAAGUAUUAUUUAAACGGAAUAGAUGAGUUAUUUAAUCUUGUGGGUCAAAAUUUUGAUUGAUAACAUUUGUACUUGUUGAACUUGAUAUAUGCAUAAACAAACAAUAGGACCCAAUACAUAAUUCAAAUUACAAAACAAAACUUUGUUUUUUCUUUAUGUUUUUUUAAUGCAUAAAAAUAUUUUUGAAUUAGAAAAAUUGCAUAUGAUAAAAUCUGCACGAAUUGAAAUUGCAACAUAAUCUCUCGUUGUAUUUUUAGUGAUAAAUAUUUUUUUUGGUCAUAAAUAUUUAAUUUAAAUAAAAUAUAUUAUUAUGGAAAUUUUGUAAACAUAAAAUAGUUGGGUUAAUUGUUAAUUUUUUAUAAGUUGAAGGUACUAAUAAUAAUUAUUAACUAAAUGAAAACAUAAUUCUUUUGUUUGGAGUAAAAAAUAGAGUAAUACGUUGGAGUAAAAUCCAACUCUAUUUUGGAGUUAGACCAUUUUGGAGUAAAAUUUGGAGUAAUACAUUGGAAAUGCUCUAAGCUGGAUUAACUCAUACAAGCCUUGGCAAGUAGUCUCCUAUCAUAAAACUCUCAACCAAUACCUCAGGUACUGUUAAAAAAGGAUUUAUUCUCACAACCUAAUAUUCAUACACUCAUGUAGAACUUUUAACAUUUUAAAUCUCUCUUUCGUACGGGACAAAAAGGAUUAGAAAUAUAAUGAACUAUUUAACUUGUGAUAAUUGAGAAAACCGAACAUAAAUUAAACAUCAUUCACGAACUCUGCGAAUCAU
Molecule: messenger RNA, 6868 nt
Organism: Brassica rapa (field mustard)
Lineage: Eukaryota; Viridiplantae; Streptophyta; Magnoliopsida; Brassicales; Brassicaceae
Product: RING-H2 finger protein ATL29
Source: RefSeq, a predicted model, not a curated record